Molecule: messenger RNA, 1827 nt
Organism: Clonostachys solani
Lineage: Eukaryota; Fungi; Ascomycota; Sordariomycetes; Hypocreales; Bionectriaceae
Source: the annotation of a GenBank genome assembly
AUGGCACAGAGCAAGCGACCCAACUUCCUGGUCAUCGUUGCCGACGACCUUGGAUUCUCUGAUCUUGGCUGCUACGGCAGCGAGAUCAGAACGCCCAACGUGGAUAAGUUGGCGCAGUCUGGUGUCCGAUUUACCGACUUCCACGCAGCCGCAGCAUGUAGUCCCACGCGUGCCAUGAUCUUGACGGGCACCGAUCAUCAUAUUGCGGGACUGGGAAACCUGAUCGAGCUCACCAACGGCUCCAGCAAGAAUGCCUUCCAGGGCAUCAAGCUCGACACGGCACCGCAGCGUGGCAUGCCGGGGUACGAGGGCUAUCUGAACGAACGGGUAGUCACCAUGUCGGAGAUUCUGCGCGACGAAGGCUAUCACACCUUGCUUUCUGGCAAGUGGCACCUUGGCCUGACACCGCAGCGAGCCCCGUUCACAAGGGGGUUUGAACGCUCGUUCGCCCAUUUGCCCGCGUGCUCCAGCCAUUUCGCCUUUGAGCCUGCCAUGCCCGAGGAUGAGGAGGCGCCCCCGUUCAUGGCUGCAGGCUACAUUGCUUUACACAUGGAGAACGACAAGUUCGUGAAGAAGCUGCCGGCCGACUGGUAUUCCUCGGAUGGAUAUGGCGAUAUCCUCAAGGGAUAUCUACAAGACUGGCAUGAGAAGGAAGACGAAGACCGCCCCUUCUUUGCCUACCUCCCAUUCACUGCACCGCACUGGCCGCUGCAAGCUCCUCAGGAGUAUAUCAAGAACCACAAGGGAGUCUACGACGACGGGCCGGACGCUUUACGGCUCCGCCGCCUGGAGCGGCUUAAGGAAAUCGGCAUGGUCCGUCUAGACGUGGAGCCAGCGCCUGUAGAAGCCGACGAGGUGUCGGAGUGGUCAGACCUUGGCCCUGAGGAGCAGGCACUGUCGAGCAAGUCUAUGGAGGUGUACGCCGGCAUGGUGGAGUGCAUCCACGCGAAUGUCGGCAAGGUGGUGGACUACCUUGCAGAAAUCGGCGAGCUGGACAACACUUUUGUGUGCUUCAUGUCAGACAACGGCGCCGAGGGUGCUGCCUACGAAGCGUACCCCGUCUUCCAAGGAGGUCCCAUGGCGCACUUGCAGCGCUACUACGACAACUCGCUCGAGAAUCUGGGCAACCCCAACUCGUUUAUUUGGUACGGACCACGCUGGGCGCAGGCGGCGACGGCGCCAAGCAAACUGUACAAGGGCUUCACCUCUGAGGGUGGUGUGCGCGUGCCAAUGGUCGCGAGGUUCCCGUCUCACCUGCAGCAGAGCAGCCUUGCCAGCGCCAUCUCGGACAAGUUUUCCACCGUCAUGGACCUGGCCCCCACGAUCCUGGAGAUGGCGGGGGCAAAGCAUCCGGGGACGCAAUAUCAGGGCCGUGAGGUCGUGCCCAUGCGCGGCAAGAGCAUGUUGCCGUACAUCACCGGCACCGCCGACUCGAUACACGGACAGGACUUCAUCCAAGGCUGGGAGAUGUGUGGCCGUGCGGCCGUGCGCCAUGGCGACUGGAAGAUCCUCUACAUCCCCAAGCCACGCGGCCCCGAACGAUGGCAGUUAUUCAACCUAGUCUCCGACCCGGGAGAGGUGCAUGAUGUAAGCGGACAGCAUCCCGACAUGUUGAACAAAAUGAUCAAGAUGUGGGAUCAGUACGUGCUGGAGACCGGUGUGAUCCCGCUCAGCCCCAAGCUGGGCGAGUACAUUGCCGCGACCGAAGCCCAAAUGCCCGAGGGCGGCUGGAUGGAAUAUUACUUCUGGAAGAAGGGUGCCAGGGAGAAUCCCGAGAAAUUUAUGAAUCAGCCGCCUCGCUUCCAGAGGGCCUUGAAGCAGUUCUAA